CAGGCUGCACUGUGGGGACCCCUGUGUGCCGCGGCCGGGCUGCGUACAGAUAACGAGCGGCUGAUUAGCACACCACCACCUCUCCAUUUCCUCAUGAGCGGGGACGGCUGCACCUGCUGACUCAUCUUGUUGUGCUGGUGAAGUGUCAGCUCUGUGGCCCGGGAUGCCCCUCCAUGGCGGUUGAUGAGGCGGACUGGCCGGGGCACAUUCCAGUGAUCUGGGAGGUGAGGAGCGUGCGGCUGAAAGACGUGUGGACGAGGCUCACCCCACAGGUGGUGAUGGCGAGCUGUGAGGACGAUCUGAUCGGGAUCCCGUUCCCCGAACACAGCAGUGAGCUCCUGAGCAGCCUGAACGAGCAGCGGCACCGCGGGGUCCUGUGUGACAUCACCAUCAAGACUCAGGGGCUGGAGUACCGCACGCACCGCGCCGUGCUGGCCGCCUGCAGCCACUACUUCCGCAAGCUCUUCACGGGGAAGCGGGGCUCUGGGAAAGCGGCCCGGGACGUGUGCCAUCUGGACUUCCUAAAGCCGGACGCUCUGGGUGCCCUGCUGGACUUUGCCUACACGGCCACGCUCACAAUCAGUAAUGCCACCAUGCGUGACGUGUUGCGCGCCGCCCGCCUCCUGGAGAUCCCGUGUGUGGUGGAGGCCUGCGUGGAGAUCCUGCGCUCUAAUGGCGGCAGCUGGGAGGAGCUGGGUGGCGACGCUGAGGAUCUGGAAGGCUUCAUACGCGCUCGCCAGUAUCUAGAGUGCUAUGGUGCACAGGAGAACGGCGAGGACGCCACCCCCCCUCCGGAGGCAGAGAGCCCCCCGCCACCCGUCCACUCCAUACCGCUACCACAGAAGCCCGUGCAGCUCAUCCCCCGCAAGCACAGGAGGAAGUUCCUACAAGUAAACCCCAGCCAGAGGGCCCAGAAUGGGGGCCCUUACCUGGCGGAGGAGGAGUCCAUGGAGCACGCAGACAGCCCGGCAGAGGCACCCUCACCUGCCGACUUACCUCCCAGCGACAGCAGCUAUGAGCGCUUCACCCCUGAGCACGGACUGGGGGGGCAGCACAUCUUUGUCCCCCCAUCGCCCCCUGAAGACCUCUUAUCGGACGAGGAGACCCCCGAAAUGCUGUACGUCUCCGCCCUGGAUACUGAGAUCCCCGAAUCCGUUUCUGCGUCCCCGGACGGCGCGGACAAGCUGGUGAGGAAGCGGCGCUCGCAGAUGCCCCAGGAGUGUCCCGUGUGCCACAAAAUCAUCCAUGGUGCCGGCAAGCUGCCACGCCACAUGCGCACCCACACCGGGGAGAAGCCAUUCGUGUGUCAGGUCUGCGGGGUCCGAUUCACCAGGAAUGACAAGCUGAAGAUCCACAUGCGGAAGCACACCGGCGAGCGCCCCUACUGCUGUGAGCACUGCAGCGCCCGCUUCCUGCACAGCUACGACCUGAAGAACCACAUGCACCUGCACACCGGCGACCGCCCCUACGAGUGCUCCUUGUGCCACAAGGCCUUUGCUAAGGAGGACCACCUCCAGCGCCACAUGAAGGGGCAGAACUGCCUGGAGGUGCGGACCCGACGACGACGCAAAGAAGACCCCCCGGUGCCGCGCAUCGUGCCCACCCCUGGCCUGGAUCUGACCAAUGGGAAGAUGGAUGACCUGCGCCUGUCCAUGCUGCGCUACUGGCCGCUCCCGCACCCUCACUCUGGAGGGGCCAGCCCGGAGGGGCCCCUGGUGAUAGACAACUCUUAGCGUCUCCCUCCCGGCAGUGAUUGGGGCUGAUGGAGGUUGUACUGCAGCACUUCACCCCCACCAUGGUGCGGUACCUUGUCUUCACCCCCUGAACGGACGGAGCGGACUGUAGAGCCGGGGGAGGGGUGAGGGACACUGCUCCAAAGCCUCAGGGAUCAUUAGAGGGGCCCCUCCCGGACAUUUUGUAUGUGAGAUCUAUAAUAUAUACUGUCUGUAUAUAGAGAUGACGGCACUUCUAGAAGGAGACGUAUAUAAUACCGUAUAUAUAUAUAUAUAUAUAUAGAGAGAGAGAGGAAAGCAAUAACCGGCGUGGGGGGCUGCCCGCCCGCUAUCUGCUCGCUUUAUGGUGCUGUGCCUUCUGAGAAUGUAUGACUGUGUGUGUGGGGGCCCCGGGGCCCCUGCCAUCAUUCAUCCACCACCACUGCGCUGGUCCUGGGAUGACUGAUGGCGGUGACUGCUUGCGCUGCUGCCGCUUUCUGUUAGGAGAGGGAGCUGGGGGUGGGGACCCGGGGAAGGAAUCGGGGGGGAGCGGGGCCCCAGUGCCGGACACAGGAGCUGCUUGUACAUUAUAUUUAAAUUAUUAUUCUUCUAAGUGAUUGUGCUUCAUUCUCCCUCGGGGGAGGUUCGGGGUCCGUGGUGGCUCACGCCGAGGUUUGUGUCACCGUACCCCAUGCUUGUCUGGUCGCUUCAGGGGGGUUUAGUAAAGGCUGGCGCGGUGAUGGCGACCGGGGGCUAGUUGGGUCACUCCACCAUUGGGCAAUUCCAUGAUUCGGACCAAUAUUCCACUGGAAUAGAUCGUCAGCACCGGACGACUGUGUGGUUACUGCAGUGCGGCCCCCUGUAGGAGGUUACUGCCCCCUCCUGACGUAACUCCAUUCAUCAUCCGUGCCGCUGCUACCCCUGUAGAGCUUCUGCGUGUUCCCUCUUCACAUCCUCAUCUGUGGGUGCCGAUGCUCGGGGGCGGAGCGCUGGGUGCUGAGGCACACGGGCAGGUUAGAGAAUGCUGAUGCUUGUGGGUGGAGUCGGGCUCUGGUGCUCAGGGGUGGAGUCACAGGUGCUGGUGCUCAGGGGGGCACGCUGUACAUAGAGGCGGGUGUUUGAUGUGUUUGUUUGCAGGUUUUUGGGUCUGAA
Messenger RNA from Bufo bufo (common toad), 2864 nucleotides. It is a transcript of the gene ZBTB7B, whose product is annotated as zinc finger and BTB domain containing 7B. The record is from RefSeq and is a predicted model, not a curated record. Gene Ontology annotation, biological process: positive regulation of gene expression; regulation of transcription by RNA polymerase II. Bases 174 to 1733 code for a protein of 519 amino acids. Lineage: Eukaryota; Metazoa; Chordata; Amphibia; Anura; Bufonidae. Gene Ontology annotation, molecular function: RNA polymerase II cis-regulatory region sequence-specific DNA binding; DNA-binding transcription factor activity, RNA polymerase II-specific; protein binding. The transcript has 4 exons.